Anisakis simplex (herring worm) is the source of this 213-nucleotide messenger RNA. Lineage: Eukaryota; Metazoa; Nematoda; Chromadorea; Rhabditida; Anisakidae. The record is from the annotation of a GenBank genome assembly.
AUGGUUUGCAGUGGAGAUUUUGGUAGCGUUCGCGGUGAGACGAUUGCACUGGGAUGGGCUAUUCCCGUUAAGAAGACGCUGAAUUUAACCGAAGAAAUGCUCGAUAAACUGCAUCACAAAUAUUGCACUGAGCUGACGAAUCUGUCCGAUGAAUAUAAAACCAAAUUUGGAAUAUCUGAAAAGAUUUCUUUGAAUUUAAUUGAUUUUCAGUGA